Molecule: messenger RNA, 1159 nt
Organism: Helianthus annuus (common sunflower)
Lineage: Eukaryota; Viridiplantae; Streptophyta; Magnoliopsida; Asterales; Asteraceae
Exons: 3
Coding region: 132-770 (212 amino acids)
Source: RefSeq, a predicted model, not a curated record
CCGUUGCUCAUCUCAAGUUGACUCCUGCUGCAAAAGAGAGAGUUUUAGCCUUCAAGAAGCUUGAUCACGAGAUUAGAAGUUUUCAAGUUGCCACCCAAGAUUCACAGGAAGUAUCCUCCGCAUCUGCCACAAUGUCAAGCGCUGGAAAAUCUGCUAAGUCUGCUUCAAAAUUUGGCGUUGAAGAUCUGUCCAACGUCAAACCUUCAAGGAGGAAGAAUCCUGCCAGCCCGAGUACCUCUGUCCCCAAGGCACCUGUCAGGGGUAAAGGAAAGAAGAGAAAGGCCUCUGAGGAUCUACAAGGCCUGCCCCUGCUUCGCCAACAGUUUCUGGACUACUUCAACGAGAAAUUUGCUGAAAUAGAAACUUAUGUUGGCCACGUCGAGGAUCAAGAUCGCCAAAUUGCUGACCUCCAACAGAUGGGUGUGCUGAAGGAUCUCAAGAUUGCUGAUCUUGAGAAGGAGCUCCGGGCCACCAAGGAUAAAGCUGCCAGGAUGCUGAUCAAUUUUGAUUAUGAGAAGCAUGACAUUACCCAGGAUGCCAAGGUCUCUGCUGUGAUAACCAUGUAUAAGAUCCAGCUGCAGAUAGCUGCGGAGGCUCAGGAUCCUUCCUUCGACAAGAGCACAUGGGACGUGGAGGGCUGGAAGGCGAGGCUGGCAGAGUUGGAGGAUGAUGAGGAGGCUGAGGAGAUCCCAAUGAUUGAAGGUGGUGAUGCUGGCAAGGAUCAGGGGGAAGCAAGUGGAGCUGGUGGUGAUGGUGCAGCGAAGGUUUGAGCUGCAGAAUUGGGCGAUGAAGGAAACUUCUAGACAUAGCCGGAGCCCAAUUUUUAAUUUUGGUAGUGGUUUCUUUUGUGGUUGUGAUGUUUUAAACAAUGAUGGUCUGUAACUUUAAACAAUAGUUUUAGGAUUAGGGAUCCAGGAUCCUUCAGACAAUAGGUAGGAUUGCAAAUGGUGGAGGGAUCCUCUGUUUGGGGGAUGAAGCCAUUGUGAUCCUGCCGCCUUUAUAUCCCUGCAUAACUUUUGAACCUAUUAUCAUGGACACCCUUUACCUACCCCAGCGGACGGGCCACGUAUUGCUGGUAGAUGCUCGGGGUAGGUAAUUUUGUCAACCUUUGAAGGGUUACUCCUUUCGUUUAUAAAUAAAAUCUUAAACUUUUGUCGCU